AGGCGGCGGCCAGACAAAGAUGAGGAUCGGGACCGCUUGAAAGUGGGGGAAAGUGCCGGCGCCUCCGCCAACCGGGAAAGCCGCUCGCCAGCGCCGAAGCCAGCAGCCGCCGAGGACACCUGCUCGAAGCUGGAGCGAGCGCCCGGGCGCGACCCGUGACAUGAGGCUGUGACCGCUGCCGCCCUCCACGCCACUCUGGGCAGUGCAGCGCCACGCCGGAGAGUGUCGGAGGACUUGACCCCGAGAAGUCUUGAUUGAUCCGCAACGGACUAGCCCCUACAAACUCGCCUACAGACCAGGAAGGCUGAGAGCCACAGCAGCGGGGACCGAGAGGCCCUAAGGGCCCAGGGGCCCCAAGGAGGACGAGGCGGCCGGAGCCGCCGGGGCGCGCGGCUAUGAUGGUGCACUGUGCUGGCUGUGAGCGGCCCAUCCUCGACCGCUUUCUGCUGAACGUACUAGACCGCGCGUGGCAUAUCAAAUGUGUUCAAUGCUGCGAGUGCAAAACCAACCUCUCGGAGAAGUGCUUUUCCCGGGAAGGCAAACUGUACUGUAAAAACGACUUCUUCAGGCGCUUUGGCACAAAGUGCGCAGGCUGUGCGCAAGGUAUCUCUCCAAGCGACCUGGUGCGUAAGGCCCGGAGCAAAGUCUUCCACCUCAACUGCUUCACCUGCAUGGUGUGCAACAAGCAGCUAUCCACGGGAGAGGAGCUCUACGUGAUCGACGAGAACAAGUUUGUGUGCAAGGACGACUACUUAAGCUCCUCUAGCCUCAAGGAGGGAAGUCUCAACUCAGUGUCAUCCUGUACGGACCGCAGUUUGUCCCCGGACCUCCAGGAUCCGUUACAGGACGACCCCAAAGAGACCGACAACUCGACCUCAUCGGACAAGGAAACCGCUAACAACGAGAAUGAGGAACAGAACUCCGGCACCAAACGGCGCGGCCCGCGCACCACCAUCAAGGCCAAGCAGCUGGAGACGCUCAAGGCGGCCUUCGCAGCCACGCCCAAGCCCACGCGCCACAUCCGCGAACAGCUGGCACAAGAGACAGGCCUCAACAUGAGGGUCAUUCAGGUGUGGUUUCAGAACCGAAGGUCCAAAGAACGCCGCAUGAAACAGCUGAGCGCUCUGGGCGCGCGGAGACACGCCUUCUUCCGGAGUCCGCGGCGCAUGCGUCCCCUAGGCGGCCGCUUGGACGAAUCCGAGAUGUUGGGGUCUACCCCAUACACUUAUUACGGAGACUACCAAAGUGACUACUAUGCUCCGGGAGGCAACUACGAUUUCUUCGCGCACGGUCCGCCGUCGCAGGCGCAAUCCCCUGCCGACUCCAGCUUCCUGGCAGCGUCGGGACCUGGCUCGACGCCGCUGGGCGCGCUGGAACCGCCGCUGGCUGGGCCUCACGGCGCGGACAACCCCAGAUUCACCGACAUGAUCUCGCACCCGGACACGCCCAGCCCCGAGCCAGGCCUGCCCGGCGCGCUGCACCCCAUGCCGGGAGAGGUGUUCAGCGGCGGGCCUAGCCCGCCCUUCCCCAUGAGCGGCACCAGCGGCUACAGUGGACCCCUGUCGCACCCCAACCCUGAGCUCAACGAAGCGGCCGUAUGGUAAGGCCGAGGGGCUGAGUUGUCCCCCUGCCACCAAGCCCGGGAUGGGACGCCGCCUGGGUAAGCCUCAAGAGUCCUCUGUUGGGUUCGCACCCAACCAGGCCACUCGCAUCACCACCCCUCAGAGCUUCGGCACGCGCCUGCGCAAUUUCUCGGGACCAAAGUCAAUAUUCUGGAGG
Messenger RNA from Mus pahari (shrew mouse), 1779 nucleotides. It is a transcript of the gene Lhx5, whose product is annotated as LIM homeobox 5. Gene Ontology annotation, biological process: regulation of transcription by RNA polymerase II; neuron differentiation. NCBI's taxonomy places the organism in Eukaryota, Metazoa, Chordata, Mammalia, Rodentia, Muridae. Bases 396 to 1604 code for a protein of 402 amino acids. The transcript has 5 exons. Gene Ontology annotation, molecular function: RNA polymerase II transcription regulatory region sequence-specific DNA binding; DNA-binding transcription factor activity, RNA polymerase II-specific. Gene Ontology annotation, cellular component: nucleus. The record is from RefSeq and is a predicted model, not a curated record.